AUGACCCCGGACGGCAUAGUCAUGUACCAGGUUAACACGGCACUAGGACCAACUACCACGAUAAGCCGUUUUGAAAGCCACCCUCAACUCUUGAGCACUGGGCGGGUAUCUUGCGUCGUUGGCGAAGUCGAUAGUGGCCGGUUAAAGUUACUCAAUAGUGAGAACCCGAUAGAAAUUGUGAUGGUUUCGGGCGUGGAAGAGACCGAAAAUGUCGACAGACCUUGGACCUUUAAUGGGCCAGACGAUAAGCCGUACACAUGGCAAAUUAUGUUUCGUUCUCCGGUGUUGUUUGUAUCCGGCAAUGCACCUAUCAUUCUAGCACGAUAUAGACAUGCAAAACUUGGUAUCAUAUCACGAUCAAGACGAGCUUUUCUCGAAAUAUUCCCCGCUGGAAUAAAUAUCAUCGAUUUCGUCGUCGUCACAUUUGUCUCUUAUGCGAAGCAUCAUUGGCUAGACGAGCCCCACCAUGAGUCUAAUCCAUCGGCAGUUUAG
Suillus subaureus is the source of this 492-nucleotide messenger RNA. RefSeq lists its product as uncharacterized. The record is from RefSeq and is a predicted model, not a curated record. Lineage: Eukaryota; Fungi; Basidiomycota; Agaricomycetes; Boletales; Suillaceae. The transcript has 3 exons. Bases 1 to 492 code for a protein of 163 amino acids.